Messenger RNA from Alternaria atra, 1179 nucleotides. RefSeq lists its product as uncharacterized. The coding region runs from base 1 to 1179 and encodes 392 amino acids. Lineage: Eukaryota; Fungi; Ascomycota; Dothideomycetes; Pleosporales; Pleosporaceae. The record is from RefSeq and is a predicted model, not a curated record. The transcript is spliced from 4 exons.
AUGGAUCAUCCUAUCUACACAUUGCUGCCCUUCCGCUUCCUUUUCACCGGCUCCGAUGCUACCGAUAACACUGAAGGUGGUGUGCUCCAUCGCCUCUAUGACGACAUCUGGUUCUGGAACAAAGAUUAUGAGAAGUGCGCUUCAGCCUGGGAGAGUAUUACAGAUUUUGCCAAAGUCACUGGAACAGAGAUCGACAAUGUCAAAUCGGGCAGUAUUCGCAUCGGUCGAGAUGGAGAACUGGAGAUCGAUGAUCGUUUACCCCAAGGCGAUAUUAGAUGGGGUUUUCUAUACCUGAACCCUUCGACUGGACGUUUCGAUAUUGAUCGCAAGAUGGUUGACUCGCAUGUUGGUGAGCUUCGUAAGCAACUGCAGGGCAAGUCCAAAAGUUUGAUCGACUGGAUACAGGUUUGGAAUUCCUAUGCUGCUACAUUCUUCAGUGCAAACUUUGGAAAAGCUGCCAACUGCUUCGGCCGCGAACAUGUCGAUGCAAUGCUUGCUACACAUCGUCAUAUCCAAGAGAGUGUCUUCGAUGGCGGCAAUGUUGUGCAGCAUCUGAAGCAGAUGAUCAAGGACCGAUUCAACGUGUCGGGUCUGCCUGACGGAUUCCUCUACUUCCCUGUUGAGCUUGGUGGCCUGGAAUUGAAGUCUCCUUUUGUCAGCCCCCUCCAGAUUCGUGAUUCAGUCAAAGUCGACCCGUAUGAUCUACUCGAUGAGUUCGAGGAGAAGGAGAAGGAUGACUAUCUUGUCGCCAAGCAUCGUUUCGAAAGGGGCGAUCUUAAGCACGGCCGUUACAAUAUUGAGAAGCCAGACUUCACACUUGACGACCCUGACGUCUUCUUCGGCAUCGAAGAGUUCAUUCGCUACAGGGAGGAGUAUGCGAGCGUAGGCAACGCCGAUUUGCGAAACGUAUAUCUUGAGCUGCUCGAGCGGCCAAGCGAGAAACCUGUUUACCAGAGCUCUCAGGUCAAUCAAGCUUUGCAGGAACUCGGACUUCGGAGCAACUUGCGCGGCAUCACUUCGAAUUGGUACAGCAUGGACGCGUAUUGGAAAUGGAUUGCGCAGGUUUAUGGCCCAGAUUUGAUUGCUCGAUUUGGUGGCUUCAAUAUCGUCGAUCCUGGUUGGCUGCCUAUCGGCAUGAUCAGCCAGUUCCGCCAGAGGAGAACCAAGUGGCAAGGCUAG